Molecule: messenger RNA, 1062 nt
Organism: Penicillium expansum
Lineage: Eukaryota; Fungi; Ascomycota; Eurotiomycetes; Eurotiales; Aspergillaceae
Product: Major royal jelly-like protein
Exons: 1
Coding region: 1-1062 (353 amino acids)
Source: RefSeq, a predicted model, not a curated record
AUGCUCUGCUCUACUCUUCUCUCUCUUUUUUCUUUGGCCCUCUUUGCUCAGGGGGACGUGACCAAGGAGCACGAUGACCGUCUGACAACAGCCGUCAUUCUGGAAACUCCCACCACGGGUGCCAGCACCACGCCGGAGGGCCGGGCUUUCCUUAAGCUUGCUCGAGUUGACGGCACGACGGGCUCUCAGAUUGUCGAGGUCAUCGGCGAGAUCGGCGAGCAAAAGCUAAUCCCGUAUCCCGAUGAUGCGUGGAACUCGUGGAAUGCCACCACCGAUAGCGAUGUCAACUCGCAGAACAAGUACGUCUCGGCCAACUCGUCGAAGCUCAUCUCGUUCAACCUAACUACCAACGAAGUGCAGCGGAUCUACUACCUCGGAGACGUGACCACUGAAGACGGCUCGCUGAACGAUGUGCGCUUCAACGGCAAGUACGCCUACUUCACAGAGUAUACCAUCGGUUCCCUCAUUGUACUGGAUUUGGAGACGGGCUUUGCCCGCAUGGUGCUUCGGGGGCACAGGUCGGUGGUCGCCUUGAUGCCACUAUCGAGCGACGGUCAACUCGUGCGCACUCAGUCGACUGGAAGGUUUGAGUAUAUCCACGCCGACCAGCUCGAAGUAUCUCCAGACGGCAGAUACUUCUACUACCAACCCGGCAUUGGCUACAUGUGGCGCAUUGAAACCAAGUACCUGAACGAAGCCCUUCACAAUGACAAGGCGGCGGACCUGCUCCCCAAUUACGUCGAGCCAUUUUCGUUGACUCCCAGCACUGGUGGCACUGCUAUUGAUGCGAAGGGCAACAUAUACUACAGCGACGGUGACCGGCAAGAAAUUCGCGUGAUCGCGCCAAACGGGACAACCACUUUGUUGGUGCGCGAUGCUAGGCUGAGCUGGGUGGACGCGCUCUGGAUCGACACGCAGCAGCGUCUAUGGAUGUGCGCCUCGCAGUUGGGCCACAGCACUCGCUUUGUCCAGCCUGAUAAUAAGACCAACACUAUUGUGAAGCCUAUCUAUGUCUAUAACAUUGAGACCGGCAACAAUCCGUCUCCAAUUGACCAUGCUUGA